Molecule: messenger RNA, 1272 nt
Organism: Fonsecaea erecta
Lineage: Eukaryota; Fungi; Ascomycota; Eurotiomycetes; Chaetothyriales; Herpotrichiellaceae
Exons: 1
Coding region: 1-1272 (423 amino acids)
Biological process (GO): DNA damage response
Molecular function (GO): single-stranded DNA binding
Source: RefSeq, a predicted model, not a curated record
AUGUGUGGGCGAUAUGCACUGGGCCUCCGUGCCGCAUUUGUCCGCUACCAGCUCCAGCAACAGGGCAUGCCCGUUGACGAUGCACCGGAGGACGACGAAGCCCGCGAAACAUACAACUUCCCACCGGGAUCCUUUGGCCUCGUCUACCGCGCAGAUGUGCCCGACCAAGGUGUCAGGGACACCAACGAAUCUGAAAGUAGCGAUGCUGCCGAGCACGACGGCCAAGCACAGGAGCAGGAGCAGGAACAGGAACAAGAACAAGAACAAGAACAAGAGCCGCAGGAGUCCACUGCCCCAACGUCCAGUCAAUCGAAGAAGCACUUCAACUACCAGCUCAAAGUCAUGAAAUGGGGACUGAUCCCUUUCUGGACCAAACGCGCCCCCGACUACGGUUCGAUGCUGCGCACCAUCAACUGCCGUGACGACUCUCUGAUCGAGAACCGGGGCAUGUGGAACACGAUGAAGCAGAAGAAGCGCUGCUUGGUCGUGGCACAAGGCUUCUACGAGUGGUUGAAGAAGGGGCCAGGCGGGAAAGAGAGGAUCCCGUACUUCGUCAAGAGGAAAGAUGGCAAUCUGAUGUGGUUCGCGGGACUGUGGGAUUGUGUCAAGUACGAAGAUACCGAGGAGAAGCUGUACACCUACACCAUCAUCACGACGGACGCGAACAAGCAGUUGCAGUUCCUGCAUGACCGCAUGCCUGUCAUCCUGGAUCCGGGGACAGAGCAGGUCAAGAUGUGGCUGGACCCGACCAGGAACAAGUGGAGCAAGGAGCUCCAGGCCAUCUUGAAACCGUAUGAGGGCGAGCUCGAAUGCUACCAGGUGGAUUCGGCCGUGGGCAAGGUGGGAAACAACUCACCCAGCUUCAUUGUUCCCAUCGACAGCAAGGAGAACAAGAAGAACAUCGCGAAUUUCUUCAGCAAUGCCAGUGCAAAGAAGCCCAAGGAGAAGGUCGGAGUAAAACCCGAACCCACCCAACCCACGGCCGAGGAUACUGUCAAUGUAAAAGACGCUCUGCUGUCCACACCGAGUACCCCGGUGGAAGAAAAGCAAGGACAAAAAAGGGGGCAUGAUGACGAGUCCCAGGAAAGCCCGACCAAAAAACAGGCGAAGCUGUCCUCCACCCCUCAGUCCUUGAAGUCUCCUCAAUCCAAGACGACUCUGGGCAAGAAGCCGAAGAGCGCAACCAGUAACAAGGACAUGACUCUAAAGACGAGCCCUUCCAAAAAGGCCGAGCCAGGAAUGCAGCGAAUCACGAAUUUUUUCACCAAGUGA